AUGGGAAUUCCACAUCUAAUAACAUUCCUCCGUCCUUAUGCAACUCUCGAUUCGUUCAAGCGCAAAGAUGUGGUAAUCGACGGUCCAGGUUUGGCAUAUCAUAUCUAUCAUAUAUGUUUAGGUACCAAAAAGUCGGCGGGAAACUACUUUGAAGCAAAUCCGUCGUAUAAAGAGCUUGGAGAUACUGUAUUGGCAUGGCUGGAUGGCCUAGAAAGGAGUGAUGCUGUUGUGAAAAGGAUAUACUUUGAUGGAUAUCUACCCCCAGCCAAAUUAGAUGUUCGUUACCAAAGGCUUAAUCGAAAUACACAGCAACUAGAGAAAUAUCACAAAGAAUAUGCGUCUGGUUUGAGGUACCGACUUUCAUCGACAAACCGAACUAUACCUACCUCAUUUCCUUUCGCAUUUUCCCCCCAGCGCCCCAACUUCACAAAACUUCCAGCGUCAUCCUUUCUCGUUCCUGCAAUAAUUGAAGCUUUACAAAACUCUAACAAAUACAAACAUCUCGUCACGAUUGUUCCCGGCGAAGCAGAUACAUAUUGUGCCAGCUAUGUUAGCCGAUAUGGUGGAAUCAUUCUCACUGGCGAUUCUGAUCUUCUCGUUCAUGAAAUUGGCACCGACAGUUCUGUGAGCUUCUUUCAAGAUGUUGAAGUUUCAUCCAAGGCCGAUGCAUGGAUGCUACAGUCCCAAAUAUUCCAUGCUGGAUCCAUCAUCAAGCGAUUAGGCCUUCCACCUUCAUAUGGUAUUCGUGCUCUUGCUUUUGAGAUUUUCAUGGAUUCUCAUGGUAGCUUUUCGAAGUUACUGAAACAAGCGAUUGCGUUAACCGCCAUCAAUCAGCACCAAAAAAUGUAUAAAGACUUUGUCAAGGAGUAUUUGCCAGUGGAUAUUGAUGUAGCCACUCUCAGUUCGGAGCUGCUCAAACCUUCUGUAGUGAAGACUGCUCUGCAAGUUCUUGAUCCUCGUAUUUGUGAGUAUGUUCUUCAGUUUCCUUAUUUUAUGAAAUGCCUUGGCCUUUCCCAAUCUUCAAGCGGCUCCCAGGAUGGUGCAAAUAACAUCAACAUUUUUCUUCCAUUUCUCGUUGAUUCCCCAUCUCGAACCAAUGCUUGGGAGAUGUCCACAUCUAUCCGACAACUGGCAUAUGGUUGCAUCAAUCUCGUACUUCCAGUCGAAGAGAGGAGGACCUCCGUUUUUGAGAAUAAACGACAAGCCAAUGCUUCGCGCGGGAGGGAGUGGGCAAUUCCAGAUGCUUCAGAUAUUUUAGAGGCUUGCACUGAAGUUAUAAAUUUCCUUCGCGAGACACGGUCCAAGGUCAAGGGACAUAACGCUGCUAAUCACUGGACCUCAAUCUCAUUUACACAAGAUGCCCAGUGGUCAGAGUCGAUUGACAAAGUAGGCCUGGGCAGAAAGGUUUUGACUGGACUCCAAAUCUCAGACCCAGGUGACAGUAUCCGCAAGACAAGUGAGUGGGAUUGGGAUAUGAUACAUGUCAUUGCCCAAAUCCAAGGAUCUCAUUACUCUUUCAGAAUUUUGAAGCAGAUGAUAAGCUUUUUGACCCUGAUUGGUGGCCGUAACUCAGUCCCUUUACCACUGUCGCAACUAAAUGACAUGCUUCAAGACCUGCCAUGUCUCAGUGAUCUCAAUGGGUUUGAAAAAAUGGACUCCAUCUUAAGGACGAUGAAAGAAACGAUUCUUGGAGAUUUAAGUCAGGGGAUUGGAGUAUCCACUGCCACUUCUGUGGAAGCAAUUAAGCAAAAGAAGAAACGGAAGCGGGAAAAGUCGAAUCAGACUGGCAUGGCAAACAAAAAGCCAACAAAUCCAUUUGAUGUAUUAGGUACUGAUUGGUAA
This is a messenger RNA of Botrytis deweyae, 1842 nucleotides long. RefSeq lists its product as uncharacterized. The coding region runs from base 1 to 1842 and encodes 613 amino acids. The transcript has 2 exons. Lineage: Eukaryota; Fungi; Ascomycota; Leotiomycetes; Helotiales; Sclerotiniaceae. The record is from RefSeq and is a predicted model, not a curated record.